GAUCUUUCUCUUCAAAUUAGUCCUCCCAUUAAUUCAACCUUCCCUACCUCUAUUGAAGCCUCCAAUGGAGUUCUUGGGGCUCAUAAAUUCAAUCAAAUAACUAAUGGGGUUUGGCUUUUGGAUCAUCAUCUUCCACCUUCUGAAGAUCAUCAUGGCCUCUUCAACCAAAUUCAUGGCUUCCCAAUUCAUCCCAAUAAUCCUUCAUCUUUCUCUUGGAAACACUCCAAACAAAUGCCUUCUUCUUCUUCUUCUUCAAUCUCGUACUCAAACAUCUCUAGCUUCCGGUACCAGCUGAACGCUGGCCGGUCGUCGAUGGGGGCGAGAGGACAAGGCGUGAGGGCGCCGAGGAUGCGGUGGACGAGGACCCUCCAUGCUCAGUUUGUUCAUGCUGUUGAGCUUCUUGGCGGCCAUGAAAGAGCUACGCCUAAAUCAGUUCUAGAGCUCAUGGAUGUGAAGGAUCUAACAUUGGCUCACGUCAAAAGCCAUUUACAGAUGUUUCGCGCUCAUAAGACGACCCACAAGCCUCCAGCUUCUCCACGUUAGUCGGAGUGUAGCUUCGACUCUCUCGAGGAUGAUAUGUGUCCUUAGCUUCAAUGGGGAAUUCCACGGUAGAUGGAAACCUAUGACUCCUUUCGACUUGAGGGGACAUGGGCUAUGGUUGCUCUAAGAGUCCUCUUUGCUCUAUGAAUUCUACGAGGUGAAUUGUUAUGUU
Cucurbita moschata (crookneck pumpkin) is the source of this 712-nucleotide messenger RNA. Its product is annotated as probable transcription factor KAN3. Gene Ontology annotation, cellular component: nucleus. The record is from RefSeq and is a predicted model, not a curated record. Lineage: Eukaryota; Viridiplantae; Streptophyta; Magnoliopsida; Cucurbitales; Cucurbitaceae. Gene Ontology annotation, biological process: regulation of DNA-templated transcription; abaxial cell fate specification. The transcript has 4 exons. Gene Ontology annotation, molecular function: transcription cis-regulatory region binding. The coding region runs from base 232 to 543 and encodes 103 amino acids.